This is a messenger RNA of Archocentrus centrarchus (flier cichlid), 772 nucleotides long. It is a transcript of the gene commd7, whose product is annotated as COMM domain containing 7. NCBI's taxonomy places the organism in Eukaryota, Metazoa, Chordata, Actinopteri, Cichliformes, Cichlidae. The transcript has 9 exons. The record is from RefSeq and is a predicted model, not a curated record. The coding region runs from base 79 to 678 and encodes 199 amino acids. Gene Ontology annotation, molecular function: NF-kappaB binding. Gene Ontology annotation, biological process: tumor necrosis factor-mediated signaling pathway; negative regulation of DNA-templated transcription.
UGGUGCGCAUGCGCGCCGACGAACCCGGAACUGCGAGCGGAGCGGUGUGUUUGUUUGAGGGAGACUGCGGAUAGAAAGAUGCAGCUUCACUUCACUAAAGACGCUUUACCGGACUCUGUGGGCACCGACUUCCAGAACCUGAACAAGCUGAACGAGCAGCAGUUUCAGCGCCUGAUUGGAAUUCUGUUCCAGUUCCUCCUGGAGCCGAAAGAGACAGAGAGGUUCAUGCAGCAGCUCACUGAGUUUGCGGGGGAGCACGGGAUGAGUGCCGGGCCUCUGAGGAACCUGAUGAAGAGCGUCCUCCUGGUGCCGCAAGGAGCCCUGAAGAAAAACCUGACAGCAGAUCAGAUCAGAGAAGACCUCCUGACAUUAGGGCUGAACGGGGAAAAGGCGGCUCACUUUUCACAGCAGUGGGGGGAGCACUACGCAGCGCUGACCAGGCUCGCCCUCGGACAGACUCUGAUGGUCAACCAGCUGGUUGACAUGGAGUGGAAGUUUGGAGUGACUGUUGGCACCAGUGAAAUUCAGAAAGUGGGCACAGUCUUUCUGCAGCUGAAGCUGGUGGUCAGAAAGGGGAAUUCCACUGAAAACGUCUACAUGGAGCUGACGCUGCCUCAGUUUUACAACUUCCUGCAUGAGAUGGAGCGAGCCAAGGCCAGCAUGGACUGUUUCAGCUGAGUGUGUGUGUGUGUGUGUGUGCGCGUGUGUGUGUGUGUAUGUGUGUGUGUAAACUUCAUUUACAAUAAUUUUUAAGUGAAAUCUGCCAAUAAAG